Molecule: messenger RNA, 2138 nt
Organism: Cladophialophora immunda
Lineage: Eukaryota; Fungi; Ascomycota; Eurotiomycetes; Chaetothyriales; Herpotrichiellaceae
Product: acetoacetate-CoA ligase
Exons: 9
Coding region: 51-2138 (695 amino acids)
Biological process (GO): lipid metabolic process
Cellular component (GO): cytosol
Molecular function (GO): acetoacetate-CoA ligase activity
Source: RefSeq, a predicted model, not a curated record
GUCUACUGAGAGUGCUUGGGUGCACAUAUAGAUUGGCUGAGGAUCGAAAGAUGGGCUCUUCUUCUGCAGAUGGUUGUCGCCGCCAGAUCCUAUGGCAGCAUUCCGAUGUCAAAAACACGCACCUAGAAAGGUUCCGCAAGUUUGUCAACCAUCGACGUGGUCUCUGCUUGCUUAACUAUCGCGACCUGUAUUUGUAUUCCGUACAACGAUAUCCCGAUUUCUGGCACGAUGUGUUCGAGUUCUCGGAUCUUAUUUACACGGGGAGCUAUCGUACGGUGGUUGAGGCUUCAGUCCCUAUGGAAAGCAUCCCAAAAUGGUUCCCCGACGUCAGAAUCAACCUGGCUGAGAACCUUCUGUUUGGUCCUCGGAAACCCGAUUUGAAAAUCGCCGUUACGAGCAUCAGAGAGGGCAAUGCGAAUGUCACCCACACUUCCUGGGCAGAGCUGAGGCUGAAGGUGGGAAAGUUGGUUUCUGCCUUGCGUGGUCAUGGGAUAAAGAAGGGAGAUAGGGUUGCUGUGAUUGCUUCCAACAGUCUCGACACUCUUUCCAUACUCGUCGCCACCGUCUCGAUCGGUGCCAUCUUAACGUCCACCUCUACGGAUAUGGGGACCAAGGCCAUCUUGGACCGUUUGAGUCAAACCCGCCCUGCACUGGUGUUCAUGGAGGACUUCGCAGUGUACGGAGGCAAGGUCACAGAUCUACGGCCUAAGGCAAUCGAGGUUGUCGGAUCGCUUAAACAACUCGAAGAGUUUCGCCAGUUGGUUAUAGUGCCGAGAUUCGACUUGGUCACCGACUUAUCGUCCAUUCCCCUUAGUUCCUCCUUCGAAGGCUUCCUGUCCAAGGCAAUUGACACCAAACUCGUAUUCGAAACGGCUUCCUUCGACCAACCGUGUUUCAUUCUCUAUUCGUCCGGGACCACCGGCAAACCAAAGUGCAUCGUCCAUGGCGCGGGCAACAUCCUCAUCUCCCAGAAGAAAGAGCUUUUGCUCCAUUUCGAAAUUGACGAUGCAUCUGCACAGAUGAUCUUCACCACAACAGCGUGGGCUAUGUACAACAAGUCUAUAACAAGUCUACUGAACGGCGCACGCGUUGUGACUUAUGACGGCAGCCCCUUCUAUCCCGAUCGAAAGGUGCUCCUCAGAAUCUGCGAAGAACAAAAAUUGACGCACUUGGGUAUUUCGCCGCGAUAUCUCGACGAACUCCAGCGCCAUAACAUCAAUCCGCGAGAUGUGGCGAACCUGUCCAGUCUGAGGAUGGUCAAUGUCACGGGCGCCACGCUGCUUCCCGAACAGGCUCACUGGUUCUACGAGAAGGCAUUUCCGCCCCAUGUCCAUCUGGCCAAUUCUGCCGGCAGUACCGAUACUGCCUGUCAGUUUGCCGCCCAGAAUGUGCUUCUGCCCGUCUACCCUGGCGAACUGCAAUCUGCUGCUCUGGGGAUGAAGAUUGAAGUGUUUGAGCCGCGCGACGAUCGUGACGGAGAAGGUGCGGUCCAAGGUAGACCUGUCUCAGCAGACGCCGCAGGUGAGCUUGUGAUUUCCGCGCCGUUCCCGACGAUGCCUGUCAUGUUCUGGGGGCAAGAUGGAGGCAAACGAUACCAUGGCUCUUACUUUGCGGCAUUCAAAGGGGUCUGGACGCAAGGCGAUUUCAUCAAAAUCCACAGUGACACCGGAGGCAUCGAGUUCUUGGGACGCUCGGACGGAGUCCUCAACCCGUCCGGUGUAAGGUUCGGCUCGGCCGAAAUCUACAGCGUGCUGCAAGAGUUCCCGCAGAUCGUGGAUUCGAUCUGCGUGGGCCAGCGCCGGCGACACGACUUGGACGAGAGCGUCUUCCUGUUCGUCCUGCUCCGACCGUCGGUGAGAUUCACUGCCAAGCUGGUGUCCGAUAUCAAACUCGCGAUCCGAAAGCGCCUGUCCGCCCGUCACGUCCCCAAGUACAUCUUCGAGUGCAAGGAGAUUCCGAUGACGUUGACCAACAAGAAGAUGGAGUUACCGGUUAAAAGGAUCGUCUCGGGCGACUUCAACGUGUCUACCGCGGCCAUCGCCAAUCCGGGGAGCUUGAAAUUCUUCGAGCAAUUUUUCCGCGUCGAGGAAUUAGAAGCUCGAGGCAAUGGUUUGGACGGAGUCUCAGCGCGACUGUAA